Molecule: messenger RNA, 2191 nt
Organism: Diachasma alloeum
Lineage: Eukaryota; Metazoa; Arthropoda; Insecta; Hymenoptera; Braconidae
Gene: PRAS40
Exons: 7
Coding region: 817-1956 (379 amino acids)
Biological process (GO): neurotrophin TRK receptor signaling pathway; negative regulation of protein kinase activity; negative regulation of TOR signaling
Cellular component (GO): cytoplasm
Source: RefSeq, a predicted model, not a curated record
GCAACAAAUUCAUGUGACACAAUUCCAGAAAAAUCAAUCAUAAUUUAAUAACAAUCUUCUCUAUUGAUCACCUGAGAAAUUACCGUCUGUAUAAAAUAGCCAGAGAAAAAUUGUGCAUUUGAAUCACUCACAGGCACCACAGAGCGGCGAUUUUGUGAUAUUUUUCUACAUCUUUGUGAGAAAAUAGUAAACUCGUGAGAUCAAUUGGCGAUAAAAACGCCCACCGACUAGUCCAGGGACCUUUGAGAAUUACCAAAAACCUUCCUGUGUUUCAAAAUCAAGAAUCGAAGGUGGGGUGAGUGAUCAGCGGGCAGCAUUGUUGAAAACUUCACCUUGAAAAACUUGAAUUGUUCGGAGUGAAAGAACUAAUAGUACACAGUACGCUGAAAACGUUCUAAUUGCUCCACUAAAAGAACAAAAGAAUAAAAAAUAGAAAUAAAGAGGUGCUGAUGCUGAAUGUUUAUUGGCAUCCAGCGUGAGUUGGGGGGACGAAGAUUGUUAAUUUCCACAGAAGGCAAACAUUUGACUUUGGUCAAGUAGAAAUGUGAAGCUCGUCACGUUUACCGGUACUGUGCAACACGUUCCUUCUUGCGCUUUAAUCAACCGACCAGGGCUUGCAGAACAAUGUUCUUCACUCAACCAACCUCAAAUAAUUGAAAGACAUCACAUUGUUCAGGAUUCAACAAUAUUUCUGUCAAUUUCCUGAUUGAAAAAUCGACUUAACAACGAAACCUGUGCGCACUCUUGUUAUUCUUACUCGAGAUUGGCAUUGCAUAUUUUGGGAAAGUGACCAGCAAUUUUUACCGAUUUUUCAUCAUGCAUAUAACGUGCAAGUGUCUUAAUGUUUCAAUCAAAACGAGGGGCAGCCAGCUGGGGGAUUUCACUCAGGAGAUUCAUGAUUGUGAAAAGGCUCAUCCAUUCUUUCAACAAAAUUUGGCGACUGCAACGGAGCUCGAGGGCAUCAGCAAGGAGCAAUCAGGUCUCGUUGAAUGCAGAAAUGUUGGCUCUUGGAUUGUCAAUUGUUGCCUGAACUGCUCUAAAUAUACGCACGCCGUUCACAGAGAACACGGAGCUGCCUUGGUUGUCAUCAACACUGACCUGGUGAUGUCUCCCGAAGAGAUGGAAAAACUGAAAACUAGCCCAAACUAUAGUUCAAUAUUCAGAGUAGUAAUAGACCGUGGGCUUGAUGAUGGUGACCUCCUGGAAGCACCCACCAAAUAUUCCGUCUCUCAGUUGUCGAGCAAUUUACAAUUAGCACUGACGAAUCUUCAACAGCAAUUGGAGCAGGUUGUUCACAGAAAGGCAACGGAGACUGAGGAAAAAAUUCGCGACUUCACGGCUGAACAACACCAACUGUUGGAGCAAUUUCGGGAAGAAGCACAUUAUGAACAUCGACUUCUAGCUAGAAUAAUCUGUGAUCAACAUAAAGUCAAAGCAACGAGCAAUGUCAAGGCCGAUGCUGCAGUGACUGAAAAUCUUACACCAAACUUCAUUGCAUCGCCCUUGAAACUCAAUAAUUCUAAGACGCCUCAUAGGUCCGGAGUGAUGAGUGAAAAUCAGGCUGCUACGAAACAUCCAGCUCAUAUUCACUUGAAUGGAGACAGGAAACUACAUGUAAGUAGUUACGAUACAGAAGCACUAUUCCCACUGGAGGGAAUGGAUGACACAUCGUAUGUGGAGCCUUCACAUCCCUCAGAGGAUGAAUCAGAUACUGAUGGUCAAGAAGAAGGGAUUCACAUUCCGAGAGCACUCAGAGGUGGUCAUCCCACUCUGGCUAAAUCAUUACCAGUUAGUGUACCCAACUUCAUAGUUCGUCGAACUAUGCAAGACCAAGACGAUGAUCAGCUGCCAAAUCCGCAUAAUAUCCGGGCCUCCAUCAAAGCACUCGCAAAGAGCGUCCACGGUGAUACGGUCUUCGGUGAUCUGCCUCGCCCGAGAUUUUCAACUCAAAUCUGACUCAAAAAAUGUCAGUUUUUCUAUGACGAAAACACUCAUCAUUAUUGCGACACCAGUAAAAAAAAAUAUUAAAAUUUGUCAUUAAUAAUUGGAACAUUCAUCGAUAAACCCUGAACACAAGAGAAUGUUGUGAUUUAAUCGAGAGUGUAGACAGUAUUUAUAAUUCCUUGAAUUCCAGUUUUGGUAUUUGCUUAUUUUCCCUUCAUUGGUAAAUAAACAGAGAGGAGCAGAGGUA